Messenger RNA from Diprion similis, 2448 nucleotides. RefSeq names its product steroid hormone receptor ERR2-like (gene Err). Gene Ontology annotation, cellular component: nucleus. Gene Ontology annotation, molecular function: steroid binding; nuclear steroid receptor activity; sequence-specific DNA binding. Gene Ontology annotation, biological process: regulation of DNA-templated transcription. NCBI's taxonomy places the organism in Eukaryota, Metazoa, Arthropoda, Insecta, Hymenoptera, Diprionidae. The coding region runs from base 280 to 1578 and encodes 432 amino acids. The record is from RefSeq and is a predicted model, not a curated record. The transcript is spliced from 8 exons.
UGGUCCCCUUCGCUUAUAGUUUUCCCCGAUAUUCCGCGAGGGAUUUUCUGGCGCGUCGUUCUGCCACCUCGACCGAGUCCGUGUCACAUCACAUCACAUCACAGAUCGCGUGCUCCGUCCUCCGCGAGACGCCAACGCCAGUUCGGCAUAUUAAUAAACAAACGCGAAAACGUUCCAUCCUCCUCAUCUUCGACGUUGUCAACGCUCCACCGCCUCCGAACAACUAUCGGCGAUUGAUCACCCGCCGAAUAGGACGACUGCACACAUGACGAGGUUUCUAUGAUGUCGGGUGGCGACGGUGGCACUGCAGGAAUAGUCGCUAACAACAGGACGACCACGAUACCCAGUAUAAAACAGGAAGUUGAAAAUCCUACAACGCCGUCGCAGAAUUACCACCAAGUUUGUUCGCCCACCACGACCCUCCACCACCAAGAUGUGGUAUGCGGUCAGGUGGACAUUCCUGAUUACGGGGGCGGAGGAGGGAGUCCUGGAAGUCCCGAAAGGCAUCACUGCUCGUCGACAACGCAACCAAUGGGAAUGGCGGAGGGCGGUAUCAAAGAGGAGGACAUGCUCCCCAGGAGACUGUGUCUGGUUUGCGGAGACGUCGCCAGCGGCUUUCACUACGGCGUCGCAUCCUGCGAGGCUUGCAAAGCGUUCUUUAAACGAACGAUACAAGGUAGGCUACAAGGCAAUAUCGAGUACACUUGUCCCGCGAACGGUGAAUGCGAGAUAAAUAAGAGAAGACGAAAAGCCUGUCAGGCUUGCAGAUUCCAAAAAUGUCUGAGGCAAGGAAUGCUCAAGGAAGGUGUCAGGCUCGACAGAGUUCGGGGUGGUCGACAAAAGUACCGGAGAUCUACGGAGCCUUACGCCAUGAUGGCCAGCAUCAAACUCGAAGAUAACAAAAUGGUCGAGGCUUUGAUAUCCUGCGAACCGGACAUGCUUCAGGCCUCGAGUCCUUCGCUUACUUUGGAUACGGAUCAGCGAGUGCUCGGACAACUUUCUGAUCUUUACGACAGAGAGUUAGUCGGUAUUAUAGGAUGGGCCAAGCAGAUACCCGGCUUCAGCGGACUCGCCUUGAACGAUCAAAUGCGCCUGCUCCAGAGUACUUGGGCAGAAAUUCUCACCUUUAGUUUGGCAUGGAGAAGCGUGCCUAACAGUGGCAAGCUUAGAUUUGCCCAGGAUUUUACCCUGGAUGAAAAAAUUGCCCGUGAAUGUCACUGCGUUGAACUUUACUCCCAUUGUAUACAGAUAGUGGAACGAUUACAACGACUAAGCUUGUCGAGGGAAGAAUUUUACGUACUAAAAGCAUUGGUGCUUGUGAACAGCGACGCAAGAUUGGACGAGCCUCAGUCUUUGGUUCGUUUUCGAGAUGUGAUACUGAAUUCCCUGUCCGACUGCGUUGCCGCAGUGCGACCAGGUCAGGGUAUACGAUCAACGCAGAGUAUGUUCCUAGUCCUGCCGAGUCUCAGGCAAGCCGACGGUAUUGUUAGAAAAUUUUGGACCAGUGUUUAUAGGACUGGUAAAGUACCGAUGAACAAAUUGUUCGUAGAAAUGUUGGAGGCUGCUUGUUAUCGAUGAAGUAGAGGAGAAAGGAAAGAAAAUUGUUCGUUUCUUAUCUUUGCCAAACUCUUUCUUUUUUUUUUUUUUUUUCCUUUUUUUCAUAUCAAUGGUUUUCUCCUCCUCGACAACAUUUUUCUCCACUUUUUGUUCAUACUACGCAAAUACCUGUUUUUAUCAUUAUUAUUAUUAAUAUUACUAUUAUUACUACUACUACUACUACUACUACUACUAAUAUAUUGUUUUAUGUAUAUUAUUGUUAUUAUAAUUGUUAUUAUAGUAAGGAUUUACCACUUUGUAAUUUCACAUCACACACACGGCUGCGGCUCCCUAUUAUUUAUUUAUUUGUUAUAUCGUUACCCUUUGAAUUCAAAGUAUCUAGAUUUUACUUUUGCAAUUCGUUUUUUUCACACACACACACACACACUCUUUCUCUCUCUCUCUCUCUCUUUUCUCUCUCUUUUCUCUCUCUUUCUCUCUCUGUAUAUAACUAUUUGUCUACGAUUACCGUAUGUAAGAAGCUUUUAAAGAGAAACAUUGGAGAGACAGAGAAAGAAGGAGAAAAAAAAGCAAGAAACGUAACGAAACUCGUCAUUUUUCGUUCAAACGUUUUGUUAUUGUUUUCUUUUUUUUUUUUCUUCUCCGAUGAAAGAAACGUGACGUUCUUACCUAAUUGCAUAAAUUUUCACAGCGAACUUUCGCCUGCGAAUUACCUAUUCUUUUGUGUCCCAGUGCUAUUUGCAAAGUAAAUAUAGUCUUACCUCAAAGAAUGAUAAAAGAGAACCAAAACCAUGAAAAGAUAUAUAUUAAAAACACAUAAAUAAAUAAAUAAAUAAAGUAAAAAAAAAAAAGUAAUCCGGUGUUAACGUAGUGGAGAAAAGGCGAUCGAUG